This is a messenger RNA of Pezoporus occidentalis (night parrot), 910 nucleotides long. It is a transcript of the gene PDCL2, whose product is annotated as phosducin like 2. Gene Ontology annotation, molecular function: vascular endothelial growth factor receptor 2 binding; protein folding chaperone. The transcript is spliced from 6 exons. Gene Ontology annotation, biological process: protein folding; positive regulation of gene expression; angiogenesis. The record is from RefSeq and is a predicted model, not a curated record. Lineage: Eukaryota; Metazoa; Chordata; Aves; Psittaciformes; Psittacidae. Gene Ontology annotation, cellular component: cytoplasm. The coding region runs from base 161 to 895 and encodes 244 amino acids.
UCAGUUUUCUCAGCAGGGCCAAACAGUUGGGGCCCACUGCUGCCUCAGGCUACCACCGUUAGAGCCAGUGAGGGCGGAGGGGUGGCCCUGCCCCAACGGCCGCUGCCAUCCAGUCAGACCAGCGGCCUCCAGGAGCUGAGGCAGUGCCCCGGGGGCAGCCAUGCAGGACCCAAACGAAGAUACUGAAUGGAAUGACAUACUCAGACAAUUUGGAAUUCUUCCGCCAAAACAAAACCCGAAAGAUGAAAUUGAAGAAACGGUUUUACGCUUGCAGAAAGAAGCAGAAGUGAAGCCAUAUGAAAGAAUGAAUCUGAAGGAAUUAGAGGAAGCUGAAGAUGAUUUUGAUGAGGCUGAUAGGGAAGCUAUUGAAAAGUACAGGCAGCAACGCUUGCAAGAAUGGAAGUGUCUUCAGAGGAGGCAGAAGUAUGGGGAGCUAAGAGAAAUUUGUGGAGAGCAGUAUGUAAAGGAAGUGACAAAUGCUCCAGAAGAUGUUUGGGUUAUAAUUCAUCUUUAUCGGUCAAGCAUCCCAAUGUGUUUACUGGUUAACAAACACCUCAGCCUACUGGCCAGAAAGUUUCCAGAAGUCAAGUUUCUCAAGGCUGCUGCGAACAGCUGCAUUCAGAAUUACCAUGACAGCUGUUUACCCACACUACUUGUAUAUAAAACUGGUGAAAUAAAAAGCAGGUUCAUUGGAGUAACUCAGUGUGGAGGAAUAUAUCUUAAAGUAGAAGAGCUUGAAUGGAAACUAGCUGAAGUUGGAGCAAUAGAAACUGACUUAGAAGAAAACCCAAAAAAGGGCAUUGUGAAUAUGAUGACACUUCCAGUGCAAAAUAUUCCUGCUUGUGAAGCCACCAAUACAAAAAGCAGCGAUGCAAUGAAACCACAUAUUACAUGAGAAAAUUUUAAUGCA